AUGGAUCCCCGCAGUGAUGAAGGAAUAUUUCUUGGAUAUGCUCAAAACUCAGCUGCGUACAGAGUGUACAAUCUUCGUACUAAGACAGUGAUGGAAUCCGCAAAUGUUAUCUUUGAUGAAGAAACACAACGGAAGGUUGAUAGCAUCUCACUGGAGCCAAGUCCUUCUCGCGGUAUUCCAGAAGGCUCUCGUGCUGUCUCUGACCCCCCUCUCAAGGAUGAGUCAGAUGGAUCUUCCACCGACACUGGCGAGUUUGACGACAAUUUGUCAGGACCUGACACGUCAAUUCCUGUACACAAGAAUCAUUCACCUAAUGAUUUAAUUGGUGAUCUUCAGGCUCCUCGUCAAACUCGGCACAAGCCCAGGAUCAACUAUCAAGAUAUGGUUCGGUUUGUAUGCUUCAACUCCCAGAUUGAACCAAAAAAGGAAGAGCUGGAACAAUUUGUCCGCAAUGAUGUCUGGGUUGACUUAACUGAAGAGCCAACACAAAUCACAUCUGAAAUGAGUAAUCCUGAAGCCGGUGAAAAUCAAAAAGAGGAUGUGAUCGAAGAAGUUGUCUAUGAAGAUGCCCAGGAAAAAGAUGGUGUGAAUGAUGAACGGACGAUCAUUGAAACACUGAAAGAAUUAUACAAUGACCCAGAGAAGGAGGAUGAAACUGAAACACAAUCUCGUGCCCCAGAGAUAUCUCUGCCUAAUCCGGUGAGUUCAGAUGAUUCUGAUAGCCCUCUGAUUAUCUUGCAACAGAAAGCUAAGGCCAGAAACAUAACUCGAAAGCGCAAAGGCACUUCAGCACAUGGAAGGACACACUUGAGCAAUGUUCAGAGAGCUCAGAGAAGGAAAACAACUCGGAAGGGAAAAGGCACUGGUAACGACGGCCCUUCAGAACCAUCUGCUCCACACAGUGAAACAGGUGUUAAACCACUCUCUGAUAGAUUUCUGUCUGUCGAAACUAAGAAGAGGUUUGACAAGUUUAAAGGAGUAGAUGUAAUUGCUGAACGCAAUGUCAAUGUGAUGGAUUUUCGGAAAAAUUACAUUUGGAAUUUGUUUGAAGAAAGGCAACUGACGGGGACGAUGACUUAUGCUUGUGCAUUCAGUAAACUACUUGUCAGAGAGUUUUAUGCAAAUCUCACUCAACGCACUGACAUUCCUGGAGAUUUCAUGCAUCACAAGACCUUUGUGAGAGGUCGAUUUAUUGAAUUUUCUCCGACAGUCAUCAAUCGGUUGUUGGGAACACCCGAUAACGCCUCACAAGGAUUAGACGAUCUACCUGAAGGUACUUCACUUGAAGAUUUGGAGGUAGCUCUCACUGGAGAGUAUUUGACAGAAAGGAAUGGGAAGAUUCCCAUAAUUUGUCUCAAGUUUGAAAGUCGGGUUAUGCAUCUGAUUGGAAAGACAAAUUGGUUACCGACUCGAAGGUCUGAUGUGAUUCAAGAUGAGUUAGCAUUACUGAUAUUCAAGCUGCUGAGGAAAGAAGACGUAAAUUUUGGCUCCAUCAUCUACAGUCACAUACUGUCCAGAGCUGAGGAUAUGAGAAUGCGAUAUUUGCUGCCUCAUCCCUGUCUCAUCCAGAGUAUUAUUGUCCGCCAAAGUCCAGAGAUCCUUGCUGACUCAGAAAUUACUGAAGUAAUUCAGCGGCCCUUGGUCAUAGAAGCCAGAAGGAAGAACACUAAAAUCAUAGCUCAGAUCUGUGCCCCUCAACACGCUCUUUGGGAGGAGUUUCAGAGGGGAGAAAGUGAAAGUGGAGCACCCUCAUCAAGCGUAAAAGACAAAGGCAAAGGAAAAAUGGGUGAGGAUGAAGAGGAUGAAGUAGCAAGUGAGGCUGAAAAGGAGGAGGAGGAAGGAGAAUCAGAAGAAACUGGAGAACAGAGUGAAUGA
Molecule: messenger RNA, 1875 nt
Organism: Tarenaya hassleriana
Lineage: Eukaryota; Viridiplantae; Streptophyta; Magnoliopsida; Brassicales; Cleomaceae
Exons: 5
Coding region: 1-1875 (624 amino acids)
Source: RefSeq, a predicted model, not a curated record